AUCUCACGCGCUAUGACUUCGCGUUGACUUCACGCCCUUCCCCCUUCCCCAAUCCUCUUCGCCGUUUCUCUGUUUCUCAGGGGUCUUCAACCCUUCAAUGGCCCGCCCUCUCAUAACCUGCGACUGUUGGGAACAGUGACUCUCUCAGGGCAAGAACCCAGCAUGUUCGUCUCCGACAAGCCUCGACCGAUCGACUUCUACAAGGACAACGACGAUUCCUCUGCCGUCGCCGCACGCGACAUGAUUGUCGAAGUCACUGCCAACGGAGAUCUGCCGCCGCAUCACCACCAUCACCACCACCACCAUCACCAGCUCCACCAAGCUCAGCAGCAGCAACAGCAGAUGAUCCUCGGAGACAGCAGCGGCGAGGACCAUGAGGUCAAGGCCCCGAAAAAGCGCGCUGAGACGUGGGUUCAGGACGAGACUCGGAGCUUGAUCGCGUUCCGGAGGGAGAUGGACAGUCUCUUCAACACGUCCAAGUCGAACAAGCACCUGUGGGAGCAGAUUUCGUCGAAGAUGAGAGAGAAAGGGUUCGAUCGUUCGCCAACGAUGUGUACGGAUAAGUGGAGGAACCUGUUGAAGGAGUUCAAGAAGGCGAAGCAUCAGGACAGGGGAAGUGGAUCCACGAAGAUAUCGUACUACAAGGAGAUCGAUGAGAUUCUCAGGGAGAGGAGCAAGAAGGCGGCACAGUAUAAGAGCCCUACACCCUCUUCCAAAGUUGAUUCCUUUAUGCAAUUCACUGACAAAGGUUUUGACGAUACCAGCAUUUCUUUUGGAUCCGUUGAAGCCAGUGCCAGGCCAGCACUUAACCUUGAAAGGCGCCUUGACCAUGAUGGGCACCCUCUCGCCAUUGCUACAGCUGAUGCAGUUGCAGCUACUGCAGUUCCUACUUGGAAUUGGAGGGAGACACCUGGAAAUGCAGCGGCUGAUGGUCAAUCCUUUGGUGGGAGAGUCAUAACUGUGAAAUUUGGAGAGUACACGAGAAGAAUUGGAAUUGAUGGUACUGCAGAAGCAAUCAAGGAAGCCAUCAGAUCUGCUUUUAGGUUGAGAACCAGGCGAGCUUUUUGGCUAGAAGAUGAUGAACAAGUCGUACGGAGUCUUGACCGAGACAUGCCCCUUGGCAACUACACACUCCAUGUCGAUGAAGGGCUGGCCAUAAAGGUGUGCCAUUACGAUGAUUCCGACCAGUUGCCAGUCCAUACAGAAGAGAAGAUCUUCUACACGGAAGAAGAUUACCGCGAUUUUCUGGCACGGCGCGGAUGGAGUUGUCUGAGAGAGUUUGAUGGGUUUCGGAACAUAGACAAUAUGGAUGAUCUUCAACCUGGUGCCUUGUAUCGAGGAAUGAGAUGAGGGGGAAUUUCCUGUUCAGAACACUUCUUACCCUUGCAAACAUGGUCUCUGUACAUAUAAAAAUCUCCUUUUUUCUC
Tarenaya hassleriana is the source of this 1427-nucleotide messenger RNA. Its product is annotated as trihelix transcription factor GT-1-like. The transcript has 5 exons. The coding region runs from base 163 to 1350 and encodes 395 amino acids. Lineage: Eukaryota; Viridiplantae; Streptophyta; Magnoliopsida; Brassicales; Cleomaceae. The record is from RefSeq and is a predicted model, not a curated record.